Messenger RNA from Thrips palmi, 3444 nucleotides. RefSeq names its product rootletin-like. Lineage: Eukaryota; Metazoa; Arthropoda; Insecta; Thysanoptera; Thripidae. The record is from RefSeq and is a predicted model, not a curated record. The coding region runs from base 192 to 2336 and encodes 714 amino acids. The transcript is spliced from 15 exons.
CCUGCAAACUGAACAGGCCCCGAGCCAACGUUGUUUACAUUUAUUCUUUGUGAAUUUCGUCUGUAGACGGAUCAAUAUUUUCAGUUCUGAUUGGGUUUGUCCGAUUUCGUCACAUCGUGUGCCCGUUUCAAUCAGAGAUAGCUACCAGUGCGCCAUAUCUUGGUCGAACAAGGCCUGAUAUACCAAGGAAGAUGGAUGUCGCUGAAGAGGAAGGCAGCUCUGGUCCAUCCAGUCUUUCCUCAGAUCAAGCAUCACUGUGUGUGAUACCAGAUCCAGAUGAUUCUACUGAAGAGGAUGAUUUCGAAUAUCUUGACAAAAGCAGCCUUCCAGAGAGUCUGCAUGUGUCUGAGCAGGAUCGGGCUGUGAUUGUUUUCCACUCUGUGGAUGAAGAGUAUCGUGCUGAUCGGAGUAUUGUCUGUGAAUACAUUCGUCCUGACAAAUGGCAAGAGAGCUGGAAGGAUGCCAUCUACCUCUUCAAAGUGGGAUGGGUGACACAUCGUGACUUCAUUUGUGCAGUUCCUGUACCAGAGCCAAACAAUGAUCCAAUCGGACGUGUGCUACUCGCAGAACAUCUCUUACCAAAGGACACAACCAAUCUCUACCAAUUUUGUUAUUUGCGUGAUUUCACUGUCCUUGGAGCAAGCACUCCAUUCCAGUUCACACUUCCUGAUGUGAAACGAUGUGAAAUUGAAAGCAAGAAAAGUGUUCCACAAGCUGGAGCCAAUGAGGUGGAAAACAACCAAGCACAAAACUUAUCUUGCAGUUGCAGAACAAGCUUUUCAGAAAGUGACAGUGAUAAAGUAAGGGUUGAACCUGCCCAGAUCUUUCCUGAAGGGAAGGCUGAUGUUUCUCCACAGGGUUGUGAUAAUAUCUCCCUGAAGAGUGAUGCGUGCUCUAGCGAUGACUUUAUCAAAGCGCCUACCAAGAAAAAAUUCUACGUGUCUUACUGGGACAAAAGCAUCAAAGAGUAUGAUGAUAGUGAUUCCUUUUGCACUUCCCGUGAUCCACCCAAGGACUCUACCUGCCAAGAUAAGGAUAUUAUUCAGCUCCAAUUGAAAGAAGAGUCUUCACAUUACAAACAACGUUUUGAAGAGGCUCUUGAAGAAAAGAAAUGGCUUCAGGAACAGUACAACUCACUACUGAUUACUGUAAAGAAGUACGCUGAAGAUUUGGCCUCAGUACGCUCAGAGAAAGAGUCACUUGAUGGGCGUAAUGCUGAGUUGACCAUCAGCCAUAAAAUGCUCUGUUCUGAAAAUUCCCGCCUGAAUAAUGAACUGGAGACCAUGAAACAUCUCCUUCAGGAACAAACUAAGAAAGAUAUGUUGCUGCCAGAUAUUAAGGCACUGCAGGAGCAGCUUGGUGCUGCUUCUCGCACAAAUGGCUACUUGACUGAGGAAGUGGUUCAUCUUCAAACACAAAUUAAGCUUCAAAGUGAGAGAGAACCGGCGCAACAACAAUGUUACUGUGAAAAGUACAUGAGAAAUAAUGGUACAUCAUCAGACUAUGAAGUUAUCAGGAAGACCCUAGAGGCUGAACUGCAGGAAGAACUUAAAUUAUCGGCGGAACGGGAAAAAUAUGUUGCUCAACUUGAGAAAACAAAGUUAAGCAACCUUGAGAACAAUUUUACCCACCUUUCUGGACUUCAAAAUACAACCGGGAAUACUGACAAAAUACGAGAAAUGGAAGACAAUAUGAACAGCACAUUGGAAGCCCUUGAAUGUUGUAUGAAGGAAAUGGAGGUCCUUCGUUCCCGUAAAGCAGCCAUCAACCGAACUAAUCGCACCCUCCGAGAGGAAUACAUGAAAAAGCAAGAGUACUGGAAGGAAAGAGAGCGAAAGCAAAAAUCUGAAUGUGAUGCUCGAUUCAAUGAACUCCAAGAACAACUUGAAGAUGAAAGGUCCUCCAAACAUGCUAUGCAGAAGGAAUUAGAUGCUUUAAAGGAAAAGCUAAAUCAUCAAGUUGCCUUAGCAGUUUCUCAGUCAUGGAACCAACAUAAAAAUGCUGCUGGGGCCUUGGAGGAAGCUCAGAGAAAAAUUGAAUCUUUGCGUAUGGAGAGAACCGAUUUGGACAGAGAGUGUAUGUUACUGAGGGAGAAAAUGGAAAAGGACGUUAAUAUUACUUUGUUGAAAAAUUUGGAAGAGGCUCGAGAGGAGUAUAAGAAACUAUACACAGAGAAGAUAAAAAUACAAGAAAAGUUAUCACGACUCCAACAAAAGGUUAAAACUAAGAAGAGCUCUCGUUCCAACCACGACACAUCAGAAGUAGAUUCUGCCAAAACUGAGUUUUUGAAGAGUGUAAGCUCUUCAUGGAGAGCAAUUGUUGAUGAAUUAAUGUGAUGGUGGCAAACUGCAAGGGCAGCAUGGCCAGAACUAUACAGGUUCCGGUUUGUUCUUGUCUUAAUUUUUAUGUUCAUUUUAGUCCUUGCAGUUUUUGUUGUAUCCGUUUUUAUUCUGGCCCACUUUUUUUACCUCUUUGUAGCUGUUUUUAUGCGGUAUGUCCAAGACGAAUCAUCAAUGUGGCAUCCAUGUGACACUAUCUUACCUUCUCGUGAUGGGUUUCCUGUAUACAUAAAGCAGCUACAUUUCUGUAUUGAAGCUAAGUUGCCUGGUUCUUCAUGGCUUAAUAAAGUUGAUAUUUAAUUAAUUUCUGGCUUUAUACAUAGCAUUAGAAGUUGUUAUAUAUUUCAGCAUUAGUUGCCUUGCAAUUGUUUGUUAUUUUAUUCAGUUAAUUACUGUAUCUCUAAUCUCUAACACUGUUAAUCAUAUAAUUUUGUUAACACUGAAGCAAUGCUGAGGCAUGCUCCAUUUACUUUCUCUUUACUGACAUACAGUGUAGUUUCUUCAUAAUGUCUAUUGCUUAGAUGUCCGUUAGCGAAGGAUAUCCUAGUGUAAUGCUCCAGUCUCCUGAAUGUUCCAUUUGGAUUAUUAUCAUUAUAAUAUAUAGUAUCCUCUAAUAGGUUGAUUCUCGGUGUUACUAAUGCACAAAUGAACAGUAGAUUCUUGGCAGCACCUGUAAUCUCUCUAAUUUCUCUGUUGAUGUUUUGUUGUUGGGUAUGAAAGGAAGGAAGAGAAAAGUGUUAUGUAGUUUGACUCAACCAAAUGAAAAAAUUAAACAAUUAAAUAAUACUUUAAUAUAUCCUCACAAAACCGUCACAUGAGCUUUGAAAUCUUCCAUUAGUAAAUUACAGGUCUAUAAAAAUAAAACAUCACAAUACUGGUCACAUACUAAAAUUCCUAGUACAGUACCACAAUAUCUGUUGAUAAACAAACUAAUUUGGACCGUCUUAAUACUCUCCUUUCUUCAGACUCCUAUUAUAAUUAUAAAUACAUACAUAAAUAUAUUAUUAUUUACGUUACAAAGAUGUAAUAAUUGUUUUCACUUGCACAUUGUUCAGAUUAUUAGAUGUACAUGAUUAUGUGAAGAAAUAAAUUCAACACCUUCUGA